AUGACUGGACUCAGUGACUAUAAAGAAUAUUAUAAAGAAAGGUCUAGCGGUGAACGUCCGAGCAAGAGGGUCAAAUUCUUUACACAAGAGACGCAAACAAUCCAAAAUCUUCCUGAUACCGCACCGGCCACUCAGACCUCUUUCAGAUCAGAGCUCGAAUCUGUAGUUGGCCCAAUAGAUGAUUCAUUAAGUAAAAAACUUGAAGAUAAGGCCAAUGGCGAUGUUCAACGAGCCAUUAACUUUUACUUUGACAGAUCACAGAUAGAUCUGGGUCAUACAAGCGACUCGGUCACUUUGGCCGAGAACGAGCCUGCUGAUAUACAUACCGAAGACGAAUCAACGAGUCCACUAUUCGCCAACGAACCAUCUGAUUCUAUAACGCUAGACAAUAACGUUUUAGAGCAUCCGGAUCCCAGCCCACCGAGAUCAGAUAGUGAUGGCUUGGUUGACACAGACGCCCCAAGUGCGGAAAGUUCACACGCCACCUUGUCUAGCUCUCUGACAAAUAUCCAGCCUGUCGAACUAUCGAAUAACACGUCAUCUUCACAGUCUCCACCACCAGCUGAAUCCUCCUGGGAAAAACGAUACAUAGGAAGCUUUCAAGCUGAGGUGUGGGCUACGCGGUCGGGUCUAAAACUAGUAGAGUACCAAGAGAAGCUUUCAGUUGACCGGGCGGCGACUGCUGUGGCACCAUCUAAUUAUGGAUCAGGUUUUGGCUCUAAAGAAGAUUUUGUUAUUCGUAUCUCGAAUUCCAAGGGCCAGGAUUUUGCUCGUUUGUCAGAAAAUGAUGCUCGCAUAGUAGCAUUACUAAUCGAUACCAAUGUUUGUAGUUUCAGUGGAACAUGCAUUUAUGCUGAUUCUUAUGUUCGAAUUGGAGGCUACAUCAUCAUUCAAAUUGACUGUUUCAUAAAACGUAGUGCAUUUUAUAAGGAUUUGAUUCUUCCUGACUCGGCAACUCGUGUGCUUGGAAGAAAAUUUAGAGCCAACAAUGCAAACAGCUCAAAUGCUCUGCAACUCUUCGACAAUGCAAAAGAAAACGGUUACGAAAGGGUGAUGAGACUCCGGCAGUUAGCGCUGACGGGCUUAUUUGGUAAGCUUGGGCUCAACGCAAGCGAUGACGAUGACAACGAAGAAAAAUCGUCUGGCGAAUCUUACAACGGACCGGAUCUGGUCAAAGGGACUCAGCUAAUGGGCAGUCAAAUCCCGAAUACAAGCUUAAAUGGUAAUGGUGGCGACACAGCAUCUCCGUCCGACGAUGAGGAAGAAGGUAGAGAUGUCGGACAAGAUGAUUUAGAUGCAUUAUAUAAAAGAUCAGAGCGACCGGAUGUCCACCUUGAUCCUGUAGAACCUGCACCGUCAUUUGCAUUUGAACUGAGGCCAUACCAGAAAAAGGGAUUGAACUGGAUGAUACAGAAAGAAACUGCCGUCGUUGCUUCAUCAAGCCCAGCAUCAAGUCAGGUAGAGAGAAGUGCUGAUGAGGAGAACCCGAAUAAUGAACCUAUGCACCCACUGUGGCAGGCCAUUGAAUGGCCACCAAUCCCAACUCAACAUGAAGAAGACGUAGUUUACUCCAAGGGAGCUCGAUUCUACGCUAAUCUCUAUUCUGGCGAGCUUAGUCUGAAGUUUCCUACACAGAAGAAAUCUGUACUUGGUGGAAUUCUUGCUGAUGAAAUGGGUCUAGGUAAGACAAUUUCCACAAUGGCCCUUGUUCACUCAUGCCAGGAUACAGUACCGACCGCAACGUCUCCAAAGAGAAAGAAUUAUUUGGCUAAUACCACUUUAGUCAUUGCUCCCAUGUCACUACUUUCUCAGUGGGAAUCUGAAGCGUUGGCAUCCUCUGGUCCAGGAACUGUAAAUGUGCUGGUCUAUUAUGGAUCAUCAGCCUCGUCUGAGUUCCGUAAAUUAGUCGAUUCGAAAGAAAAAGUACCAAAAAUAAUCAUCACCAGUUACGGAACACUAGUUUCUGAGUAUAACAACCUGGUUCGGUUUAGAAAGGCUAAUGGCUAUGAUGUUAAUAACGAAUCGUGGCAAAACAGCGAAGAUUUGAAGUUGUUUGACUUUUACAAUUACACAUUCUACAGGAUAGUCCUUGAUGAGGGCCAUACCAUCAAAAAUAGGAACACUAAGACCACAAAGGCUUGCUAUGAACUGAGAUCGGAUAAGAAAUGGGUACUAACAGGUACUCCCAUUGUGAACAAACUGGAGGAUCUCUAUAGUAUUGUCAAGUUUCUUGGCGUUGAACCAUGGAACAAUUUCAAUUUUUGGCGGUCUUUCAUCACCAUUCCAUUUCAGUCCAAAGGUUACGUCAAGGCUCUACAUGUUGUUCAAAGUGUGAUGGAACCUCUAGUUUUACGACGAACCAAAAAUAUGAAGCAAGAAGACGGCCAAGCUCUCGUUGUUCUACCUUCCAAGACAGUAAAGAUUGAACGAGUAAAAUUUUCUGAAGAUGAACAAGCUCUUUACUCAUAUAUUUUUGCAAGGGUCAAGUCGUCGUUUGAUAAAAAGCUUGAGCAUGGUACAGUGAUGAAGUCGUAUACAGCUAUUUUAUCACAAAUUCUCCGCCUGCGCCAGACGUGCUGCCACCCGUCUCUUGUUUGGUCCAAGUUUAAUGAGCAAGUUGAGAACGAGCUUGAUGACGAUAUGGCGGUCGAAAGAGAUGAAAUGGGAACAGACUCUUCCCAACCUGAAUCUGAGAUUUUCAAUCUGAGAAAUAAGGACCUCAAAGAUAUUCUGAAUCGGUUUAAUCAAGCAGAUUCGAACGAGGACAAUUUUCAACAAACAUAUGGAGCAGAGGUCAUGAGAGGUAUUAUCGACGGUACCGAGAAAGAGUGUCCUAUCUGUACUACAGAGCCCAUUCCAAAUGAUGAGCUAGCAGUCACCGAAUGUUGGCAUGUGGCGUGUCUCGCGUGUAUAUUAAAGCAUAUUGAGUUUCAAAAGAAGAAGAAUGAAGUUCCAAGAUGUCCUACCUGUCGGGCAACUAUUAAUGCCAAACGGCUCUUCCAAGUCAGUAGUGAUUCAUCUAAACUCACGUUAUAUCGUGAUAAAACGAGCCAGUCGGCCAAAUUACGAUGUCUAAUCGCAUCAUUACAGGCUGAUAUCAACAAUAAUACAAAGUCAGUGGUUUUCUCACAGUUCACCUCAUAUCUAGAUCUCAUCGAGGCUGAGCUUAGCAUUCAUGAGAUCUCGACGCUGCGGUUUGAUGGUACAUUGAGCCAAAGUGCAAGAAGUGACGUGCUGGAUAAGUUCAAGAACGACCCUAGCAAACGAGUCCUAUUGAUCAGUUUGAAAGCCGGUGGUGUUGGCUUGAACCUCGUUUGUGCUCAAAAAGCAUACAUGAUGGACCCCUGGUGGUCGUAUGCAAUCGAAUCUCAGGCUAUCGACCGGAUCCAUCGUAUGGGUCAAACAUCAGAGGUCACCGUCGUGCGGUAUAUAAUGGAGGGUACUGUUGAGGAACGAAUGCUAAAAAUUCAAGACAGAAAAAAGUUCCUCGCCUCGUCAACAUUGGGCAUGUCUGAAGAUGAGAAGAAAGCACAAAGACUGGAAGACAUUAAAAUGCUGUUUGAAGAGUAG
Molecule: messenger RNA, 3570 nt
Organism: Sugiyamaella lignohabitans
Lineage: Eukaryota; Fungi; Ascomycota; Dipodascomycetes; Dipodascales; Trichomonascaceae
Gene: RAD5
Product: DNA helicase RAD5
Exons: 1
Coding region: 1-3570 (1189 amino acids)
Molecular function (GO): hydrolase activity, acting on acid anhydrides, in phosphorus-containing anhydrides; ATP binding; zinc ion binding
Source: RefSeq, a predicted model, not a curated record